This is a messenger RNA of Dissoconium aciculare CBS 342.82, 1185 nucleotides long. Its product is annotated as dimeric dihydrodiol dehydrogenase. Bases 1 to 1185 code for a protein of 394 amino acids. The transcript is spliced from 2 exons. The record is from RefSeq and is a predicted model, not a curated record. Gene Ontology annotation, molecular function: nucleotide binding. NCBI's taxonomy places the organism in Eukaryota, Fungi, Ascomycota, Dothideomycetes, Mycosphaerellales, Dissoconiaceae.
AUGUCUAAGUUCCAGCUCAAAUGGGGCAUCCUCGCCACCGGCGGCAUCGCUGAGACAUUUGCUCGCGAUCUCUGGCCCAACCCGGAGACACGCGGAGUCGACGACAUCGAGCACGUCGUUGUGGCAGCAGCAUCCUCCUCGUCCGUCGAACGGGCGAGAGCGUUUCUCAAGGAAGUCCGGGCCCCCGACUCGGCGAAGGCCUAUGGAUCGUACGAGCAACUCGUCCAAGACUCCAACGUCGACAUCAUCUAUGUCGCCACGCCUCACAGCCAUCAUUUCCAGAAUGCCAUGUUGUGUCUCGAGGCGGGGAAGAAUGUCCUCUGUGAGAAAGCAUUCACGACGAAUGCGAAGCAGACGGAAUUGUUGAUCAAGAAGGCUAAGGAGAAGAAUCUCUUUCUUAUGGAAGCUGUUUGGACCCGCUACUUUCCACUCUCCGUCUACGUCCGCGAAGUCAUAACCUCCGGCCGCAUCGGCACCGUAUACCGCACCGCCGCCGAUCUCAGCUACAGCAUCCCACCCGAGAAGACCUUCCCAGACACCCACCGAAUGGUAAACCCGUCCCUCGCCGGUGGCGCCCUCCUCGAUCUCGGCAUCUAUGCUCUCACCUGGGUCUUCCAAACCCUCUACACAACCGAGUCCGACCCACAAUCUCCCACCGUCAUCAGCGCCGUGGAGAAAUAUCACUUGGGCACCGACGAGCAUACUACCAUCCUCUUGACCUUCCCACGGCCACCGCCCGCCCGACCUGCUCACGGCAUCGCCACCACCAGUUUCCUCGUCUCGGGGGAUCCCGACGGGAAGGGCAGCGCAGGCCCGACGAUUCGCGUGCAGGGUUCUCGCGGGGAGAUCCAGAUCUUCCCGCCGGCAUCGCGGCCGACGAAGACACGACUUGUUCUCGCAGACGGGACGGUCGAGGACCGCGAGUGGUUCCAGCCCGGGCCGGGGCGGGGGAGCGGGUGGAAGAAUGGCUUCGGCGGGGACUUUAAUGCCGAGGGGGAGGGGCAUGGGAUGUUCUGGGAGGCGGACGAGUGUGCUUAUGCGUUGAGGGAUGGGAGGAAGGAGGGCAGGUUUGAGAGUUUGCAGGAGAGUUUGGUGAUUAUGCGGGUCAUGGAUGAGGUGAGGAGGCAGCAUGGGGUAGAGUUUCCGGAGACGAUCGAGAGUGUGGAGUAUCCGUUGAAAUUGUGA